Pristis pectinata (smalltooth sawfish) is the source of this 1310-nucleotide messenger RNA. It is a transcript of the gene tmbim4, whose product is annotated as transmembrane BAX inhibitor motif containing 4. The coding region runs from base 65 to 769 and encodes 234 amino acids. Gene Ontology annotation, biological process: negative regulation of apoptotic process. NCBI's taxonomy places the organism in Eukaryota, Metazoa, Chordata, Chondrichthyes, Rhinopristiformes, Pristidae. The record is from RefSeq and is a predicted model, not a curated record. Gene Ontology annotation, cellular component: membrane. The transcript is spliced from 7 exons.
GUCAGGAGGUCAGGAUGGAUGACUCGGAAGCAGUUUGCGACGGAACCCGUCGAAGGAGUCGGCCAUGGAUCCGUAUCCUCGGUCCUCUAUCGAGGAUGACUUCAACUAUGGCACCAGUGUGGCUUCGGCCAGCGUUGAUAUCCGCAUGGGAUUUCUGCGCAAGGUUUACAGCAUCUUAUCCGUACAAAUUAUUCUGACUACGGUGAUGUCUGCUGUUUUCCUGCAUAGCAACACUGUCAAGGAAUUUGUUCAUGCUAGUCCCUCGUUGGUGUUGAUAACGGCCUUGGGAUCUCUGGGUCUCAUAAUUGCUCUGGCAAUCUACAGACAUCAGCAUCCUGUUAAUUUGUAUCUUCUGUUUGGGUUUACCCUUCUUGAGGCUUCUACUGUGGCUACCAUUGUUACUUUCUAUGACUAUUCAGUAGUUCUGCAAGCAUUUGUUCUAACGACUGCUGUGUUCAUUGCAUUGACUGUCUACACGUUUCAGUCGAAGAGAGAUUUCAGUAAAUAUGGAGCAGGCCUCUUUGCAUGUCUGUGGAUUUUGAUCCUGGCUGGAUUUUUUAAACUUUUCUUCUGGAGCGACACAAUGGAACUUGUACUUGCAUCUGCAGGAGCUCUGCUCUUCUGUGGCUUUAUCAUCUAUGAUACACAUGUACUGAUGCACAAGCUUUCACCUGAAGAAUUUGUACUGGCUUCAAUUAACUUGUACUUGGAUGUCAUUAAUCUCUUCUUACAUAUUCUCCGAAUCCUUCAAUCACUUAACAAAAAGUAACAGAUGAUUGAUAAUUACAGAAAAGAAUCUAACUAUGUCUCUAACUGUAAAAUUUGUGAAAGAAUGCACUUUGUGUAUGGAUUUCCUGUUUAAUUUUAUUAGCUAACUUUGUUCUUAAUUGAUUAUUUAUAUUCACUGUCUGAUGUAGAUAAUUUUGAGUAUAAUCAGUUUGUACAGUUUUUCGUUGAGGGCAAUCAGGGCUGCUUUUGGAGAAUAGCUUUAAAGAAAAAUUAUUAUAAAUUGAAAAUGUGUGCCAAUCCAGUCUUAAGUUCAGCAAUGUUUUGUUGGCUUUGCUUGGUUUGGAUGUAGAUCUUUAAAACUUAUAAAAGUUUCUCUGGAUGGAUAAGUUUUGUUGAACUGGGACAAAGCUGUUUCGAUUUGGUGUGGAUUCAGUUAAGAUUGUUCUCAUUUUUUUCAUGAAAUACCUCUUUAUUUACUUAUUAUUGGAAUGCUUAUGGAUCGAACCCCUAUUCUGUAAAAGCUCCUUUUGUUCAGAUGGAUGCAUCACCCUUUAAAUAAAAUUUGAGCAACUUGCCCUUUC